This is a messenger RNA of Manduca sexta (tobacco hornworm), 7917 nucleotides long. It is a transcript of the gene tipE, whose product is annotated as protein tipE. Gene Ontology annotation, biological process: regulation of sodium ion transport. NCBI's taxonomy places the organism in Eukaryota, Metazoa, Arthropoda, Insecta, Lepidoptera, Sphingidae. The transcript has 4 exons. Bases 333 to 1322 code for a protein of 329 amino acids. Gene Ontology annotation, molecular function: sodium channel regulator activity. The record is from RefSeq and is a predicted model, not a curated record.
GUAGUCACGGUGUCGCGGAUACGCGUCGACGUCUGUCGUAAAACAGACGUCGUUGAACAAAAAAAAGUAGAAAAAUAAUUAUUUCUUAUACAAAAAAGGAUGGUUUAGUGUUUAGAGCUACCGUAGUGUUUGUUAACAAUAUUUUUUUCAGUGCAAACGGAUCGAGGCCAGGAUACGUAAACGAAAAUGUGAAUAAAAUUAAACAAUAAAAUUAAAUUUAAAUUUGAUUAAAAAAAUCAAAAAGUCCUUCAUCAAGACUGACUAUAAAAGAUGAAAUGACACAGCCGAGGUGAAACUUUCGCUAUGGUCGCUUAUAGCGCCUUCACGCCACGAUGGCCGAAGACGAAAAGAUACCACCGACAUUUCUCGAGAAACUCCUGUUCUACACAACAGCUACCUUCGUCCUGCUCGCCAUCUUCAGUCUGUUCGCCUUCUUGUUCUUAGUACCGUUUGUGAUCGAGCCCGCGUUCACCACAAUAUUUAUGCAGUUUGAUCCAGUGGGAGCGCAGUGCGUGACAGCUCAAGUAAAGCAUUUGGUUGGAGCCAGUAAUUGCACCUGGGCAUCUUGUAGAGAAGGCUGCACUAAGGAUCUGUAUGAGUGCACGCAAAUCAGGGUCAAUUAUAAACUCGGUGACUACGGGAAUAUCACUGAGAGUGAAGUGGAAAACCUCAUUAGAGUUGAGAGGGCUCUGAGGAACGAUUACGAAUAUGAAAACUACGAGGUAGCCGGCGAUAAAACUUAUCCCGAAAUGACCGAUGAACAGGAGCUGCCUGACGCUCUGCCUACAGGUCUGCAAGGAAACGACUCAGAAUGGUACUUCACUGGAGCCAGGCUGUUUCCAAACGUGAAGGGAUGUGGUUAUCCUCCCAUAUUGAAUUGCACUAUAUUCUACGGAAAAUACAGGCCUUUGGGCACCAACUAUACAUGUUACUACAGCCGCGUGGACCCCGGUCUCGUGAUCACUGACCUGGACAUGUGGCAGAACACCUUGAACCUGGUAUAUGCGAUGGCAAUACCAAUACCAUCCUUCAUCAUCUCUGUGAUUUAUCUGACGUUUGCUUACUUCAAAAUCUACAAUACUGAGGAUGAAUCGGAGCAGGCGCCGUUGAAGAGUGAUGCUGAGGCGAUGGCGACCGGUGAUGAUGAGAAGCCUACCACUCCAGGCUCAGACACCUUUAGGGAGGACCUGGCGUGCUUCGGACACCAGCUCAAGAUGCAGUUGGCUAAUGAGAAGCCGAAGGAAGGAUUCGAGUCCAACAGUCCACCUAUCUCUAAUUCCGCCUCGUUGUCUGGGACCAAGUCUUCAUUCGUGAACGCCUAGUGAGACAAUACAGCAUAAAACGCAUAGAGAUGACAGGAUUCCUGAAGAGGGGGCAUUGGCUACAGAGUUCAUCACGAAAUGAGGUGAACAAAAACGAUUUAAGAAGAUAUAUGUGCUCGAUAUUGUGAUUUUGAAAACACACUUGAUGCAAUCUGUCCCUCUCACACUCUAUAAGAGAAAGAGGUAAUACGAGAUUCAAAUGACCCGCACAAGGUCAGUAAACGGCGAAAGAAUUUUUUAUAAAGCGUUGUGAAAAUACUGAUACUAAAAAAAAUGGUGAUGGUGUUUUUUAUUGACAAAGACAAAUGUUUGAGAACAAUCAUAGUGCAAACUUAAAUAGAUACAGUUUACAUAACCAACGCAAAUUAAAUGUUGCUCAACGUCAAGGAAGAAAAAACACCAUCACAAAACGCCAUAUAUUAGAAAUAACAAAAAUUUUAUCUCCUAUAGUAAUUAUUGAUAAAAAAAAAUAAGAUUUUAAAAUAUUACGCUCGUACGCUAAUUGUGUCAAACUGCACGCGUGCUAUGAUAAAAAAAUAUAUAUUCCAAUGUAUACAUCUUAUAAUAUAAUGUAUUUGGCUUUGAAAAAGAUCGAAGAGGGAAAUCAUAAUAAGCCUUGUGUUGACAACGGCAUUUUUAAUUUUUUAAAGUGGGGAAGUAUUCGUAAUAACGUCCCUAGAGUGGGAAAGUCCCAGAAUGUCAUCACAUCCAGUAAUACACCUUGCUAUUACGGAUAUAUGGAGUAGAGUUGAUUGAAAUGGUAUUCUAGCUACUGCCAUUCAAAUUUAGUUGUAAGCGAGAAAAGUUAAUCCCACUUCGAUUUUUAUCAAUUAAAAUUUAUUUAACUGAUAUUACUUUAACAAUAGAUAUUAAUAAAAUUUAUAAUUUAAAAAACAUCGAUUAUAUUUAUAAUCCAAAUCAGUACAAUUCUCAAUAUCAUUUAAUUUAAGCUAUAGUUUAUUUAUUACUGUUCAAAAAUUAACGAUAAUGUAGGUAGCCAUGUUUUAUUUAAUAUAAUAAUAUAAAUUAGUGCUCAAAGAUUAAGCGACAAAUUGUAAUGUACCUAGUCCGGCUUAGAUUAUUCUUUGCGGCUUUGAGAUGUUGACUGAGUGAAAUAAAGCCAUUACGACUUAUUAUUAUAAACAAUGAUCCUGUCCAUGUAAUGCCAAUUAUCCGAAAAGUUGUCCGAACGUAAUGAAGUCCAUGCUUCCCUGCGGUGGUACACAGUUCAAAUAGAACUUGGUAUUCAAAUACAAUAAAAUAUGGCUUCGAAUUAAUUUGCGUCAGAUGAUUAUAACACAAGAAAUAAUUACUCUAGAUGCACAUUUAAGUUUUAAAUCGAAAUAACGAUUAUUUCGAGACGAGAUGUCUUUUUCAAUGAUAACAAUCGGCCGGCAACGUCGAUAGUCUGUUUUGAACUUUUAAGGGCUCUUCAAUGAAGUGUCGCUGAGAGAGUUAAACAUGAUUUGAUCUAGAUAUCGUAGCGCUGUGGGGAAUAGGUUUAUUUUCCUAUUUCGUAGUACAUUUACAUGAACUUUAUAAUUUUAUUUUGCCGUUGUAUUAAAACAGUAUUGUGCGUCAAUUAGACAUAUAUUUUGAUAAAAAUAAUUCCAAUCGAAAACUGCUUUACUAAGCAUUAUUUAAACGUCAACAUUUAGUUCGGUUAGUCAACACCUCAAGACAAUUGUAAGAAGCACGCAAUGCUAUUUAUUGGAAGUCCUUGCCAUGCCGCAGUGGUCGGUAUUGAUUCUUCCGUCCCGAGCCUACGCUAUUAAAAAAUUCAUCAACACAGUCCACACAGAUCCGUACCGACUCAAAACUUACCGAAAUAGAAUUAUAUUAAUCGAUAUUUAUAAUCCAUUAAAGUCCAUCGCGUCUGUAUUUUAUUCUUUGAUUUUUUCGUCAUGGAUCAGUGAAUUCGUGAACCCAUUAAUAAAUUUUAAAAUAAAAUGUUUUAAUUCGUGAACUAAAAAUUAAUUUUAACAUUAAUGUUUUAUUAAAGAUGUAUUUUUGCUUAAUAUUUUUGUUUAGUUUAUCGUGCAAACAAUAGCAAGAGUUUACAAUAUGGUAUUUUGCAAACAAAUAAUGGUUGUAAAAUUGAGUCAUAUUGUUUUUCUUUAGUAAUAUUGAUUAAAAGGCUUGUGAAUAUUGCGUAUGUUAUAGAAAUGUAAAAAUAUAUAUGCGCGGAGCAUUUUGAGCGUAUUUAUUUUAUAUUUUGGGACCAUAUCUUCAAGGUUCCGAUUUAUGAAAAAAUAUUUAAUCUAAAUUUCAAUUUUUUAAUUUUAAUCAUUACCAAAUACGUCAUUACCGUUGUUAAAUAUAAAGAUGUAUUUAUUAUGAGGGUGUAAGGCACGAUGUAGACUGGAGAAAUUUUAGUGUCGCAAGAACCUACGCACAUUACCUAGUAUUAAUAUUUGAUGCUAUAAUGAUAAGUGAACGCCUAAAAUAGAUGAAGCAUAUUUGGUUGAGAAACAACACUUUAGACAAAGUUUAAGAUAUAUUAAACAAUUUAUGUUCAAAGCGACUGUUCUUUUGAUGAAAUUUACUUACGUAAGCUACUGCCUCAUUUUGAUCAAUAAUUGCUAGCAAGAAUCGUACGCAAUAACUGAUCUGUGUAUUUUUUUUUCUUUUUUUUAUUAUUUAACAAAAGGCAUAAUACAGAACAUAAACAUUAUAAAGAAUACUUAAGCACUAAAUUACAUUAAGACUAGAUUGUAUUCCUUAAACCUAUGCCCUAAUUGAAAUUAUACUACGGAAACGACUCUACAAAAAACAAUUAACAAUAUAAACAUCUGCUUAUACUUAAUUGAGUUAUAUAAACAUAAAUUGUAUGGAAACUAAAUUGUACUACCUAUAAACUACUUAAUUUUCGAAUACUAUUUAAAAAUAGGCUAACAUUAUACAAGCCUCAUUUAUUUAGAGAAUGAGGCUUGUAUAAUGCAAUCAAGUAAUCUUCUAGUACUUUUAAACGACUUUCAAAAAAAGAGGUGGUUUUUAAUUCGUGUGUUUAUAGUUUUAUGUAAUUACACUGAUUAUUACAAAGGGAUACUCUAUGUGUUGUAAGGGAUACUCUAUGUCUCUAGGGUUGGGAGUGCCUAAAGUGCUCACCCAAAACUCCGGUGUGUUUGAAUAAGCCGACCUUUGCCAGAGUCACAAACGUAUUGUAAGGUUAAACAAAAAUGUAUUAUAGUUUGACUAGUUGCGAUUUUUUUUAAUUCACUUCUAUUUAUUUAACUCUAUAUUUAAAUUUAAAGACUACACAAGAAGCCCGCCUUCGUUUACUCUACAAUUAGAUUUAAAACACAAGAAACCCUCCUUCGAUGUAAAAAUAUUUUGAAAUUGGUAUACUAUCCUCUAAAAAAUAGUAACUACCUUUUAUUUGGCAAAUAUGUUUCCUACCUUAUCACCAAGAAAGUUGUUUUUAAUUUAUUUUUGUAAACCAAAAAAAGUGAUAUUUUAAAUGCAAAAAAUGAUAAACAAAAAAAUAAAAAAAAUCAUACUUUAAAUGAAAAAAAUACGUCUUCAAUUUUUUUUCUUUUACUAGCUUUUAGCACUCAAAAUGUUUACAGUGUUGUUUCUUGCCAAAUUUAGGAUUAAUUUUGAGUUAAAAGUUACAAGAUUUUAACGUAGAAUGUAUGUUAAUGGCUCUUCAAAGUAUGAUGGAUCGAACUUCCAUUUAUAAGUGACAACUUCUGACAGUUCAAUAACAUCUGACAGAAAGCUUAUUAGUUACAGUCAGCAACGAAAAUAGGUGAAUGAAUUUGAAACUCCAAAUUGUUUAAACAUUCUACAUUCAUGUGAAACAUUUCUUUUUUGUCUAAAUAAAGUCAGUUUUCACUUUGUAGGUAUAGAAAAAAAAUUGGUAAUGAUGCAAAAUUAUUUAGACAGGCGAUUUAAGGUUUUGGAUUUAUCUGGACAUUUUUGUGGCUGAGUGUACUUUAUUAUUUUCAAGUGUUAAUAUUUUAGGCCCUUUGUUGUCUUACGAAAUCAAUGGCAAUUCGUGAAAUUUUUAUAAAGAUUACUCUUUUGGGAUGUGUACCUUACAUUCUACAUUAAAAUCUUUAUUUACAUUGUAAUUAUAAAAAAAACUUUGUUAAGUAAUAUAAUGGAUUCAAUCAAUGGAUUAGUUUAUACUUUAUCGUAUUGGUAAAAAAGAAACGUAGAUAAAGUCUAAAAUAUAUAAAAAUAUUUUUUUCUUUUUAUUGUUUCAAAUAUCGAAUAAUUUUGAUUUAAACCUUUUUGAUCAAAAUUACACUGUUUUUUUUUUGUAAAAUUUUAGUGGAAUUGUUUUAGCCUACGUUUUAGUAUCAGAUGUAGAGUAAGCCAAAAGCAAUUCACAAAAUAUCAUUCGAAACUUGACGUCAAAUUAAUUUUAUAAAAUUUAUUUUCUCCUGUAAACGUCUGAAUUUCGGUUGUGUAUUAUAGAAGUUUAUGAAUUUUAGGAGAUAACUUAAUAUAAUAUUUCAAUCUCAAGCUUGAAAGCGAGAAAUUGAUGUCAAUAUAAUAAUUUUUCUCUUCCGUCUUUACUUGAAAUAAGCUAUUGACCAAUAUUUUCCUUGCACUUAUUUUAUUCUAUUCUUAUAUUUUUUUACAAAAUGGAGCGGACAAAGCUAAGCUCUAUGUCAUCAAUAUAAAGUUCAAUGCUUAAUGGCUUGAAAAUUUAAUUGUAUAUAAGUCAAUGCCAGCGACCAUGUACACGGUUUUUUAGUCAGACAAAGUCCACCUAGAUGUAUUUUAUAAAACACGUUGUUUUCAAAAAUUAGAUAUUUAUAAAAAUAGAUCGUAAGUGCAAACUAUUAGUAGUACGCAUUUGUAGGUACACGUGCAUAUUUAGAAAUUUUAUAAAACCUGUGUAUAGACGCAAACAAUAUAUUGUCAAAAAACUGAUGCGCCAAAUCAGUUAAAAAUUCUGUCAUAAUUAGGCUUGAUGUCCUCUUUGUUCGAAUAUUUACAAAAAAAUCACGUUUACCAAUAUCAGAUCCUUUUUUUGGGUUUCAAUGUUUAUUAAUUAUACAGGCUUAAUCUAUAAUUAGGCAUAGGCAGUUCAUUUCGAGACGUUAUCAAAAUAUCUGUCCUAAACAUGGAUGCGCUGGUCGCUCCUAAUUGAGAGGUUAUAAAAGAGAAUUGCUUCAGUGAACAAUAUGCAUGUGUACCUUAAAACAGGUUCUACAAGUUAUAGUACUCUGGAGAGGUCUAUUUAUACUGGUUUAUCAUAAAUUUUAAUCAUACUAUUGCUAAGUACUCGAAAUUGUAAAAUAGCUAUAAAAUAAUGAAAUAAAACGCGUUAAAUGUGUAAUUCGUGAAAUACCCUAUGUGUUUUUGAUAAGUUUUUAUACACUGUUCUAGAGAAAGUGUCUCUGUAUUAGUUGUUGACAGUAUAAAUCAAUUUCGCUCUUGAACAGACUCUUAAGUAUACAUUAAACUCAUAAAACUAUUUAAUAAACAAAGCUUAAGUAGUUGCUUAGGAGCUUAUUCCCAACUGAGUCGGCAUUGUUUAAUAAGCAAAGCUGUCAAAAUCCGUCAUAAUUCAGAUAUCAUUUGAGAUGUUAAUAUUUGUUUAUUAAAUAGUGGAUCUUAAGAUUCUGAAGUAAACAGCCUCUUAGCUGAUAUGAUACUUAAGAGCGUAAUUGAGUUGCAUUUAUCAAUUUCGUCAUUUUACAGUAUUCACUAGUUUUAAUUCAACUCUGAAAUACGCGACGACAGUACCGCGACUUUAUAGCUCUCAUUAUAGUAGAAUAAUUUUCAAAAAUUGCUAAAUAAAUUCAAAACUUCAAAUUGCUUAUAUAAUAUUCUGCCUUGACAAAACUUUAUGCUACUUAAGAGACUAUACAGUUGACUUUAUUUAAAACAUAUAUUCCAACUAACGUAACGUGCACAGAUGAUUUGAAGUUGUAAAUUGUUCAGCAUAUUUUGUGGCUGACUGUACGCAACGGAUAUACGCGUAUAGAUAUUAGACGUGUCAAAUCUGUUUGAUCAAACCUAACAGUUGGUUGAGUUUUUAUAAUGUGAUUCGGUUCCAUUCAUUUCUCUUUUUGCGAACCGUAGCACCAUUGACAGUGAAUAAAUAAAUGGUUUUGAUGUAAUCGUAUUAGCAACAAUUUAUUAUUACUUUUAAAUGCAUAUUUUUCGUUUAUAUUUUAAACAUGUUAAAAUUUGUAAAAGUACCACGUAAAACUAUUUUUUCACACAGUAUUAGACUCUUAAUAAUCUUUAGUCUAAUUUUAAAUUUAUUUCUUCAAAGCUUAGUAAAAUUACUGAUAUUUAGUGAUUUUGAUAGUGAAGGUGAGUACCUACGUGCUAUGUCAUAAUGGGAAAUUGUUUUUUAUUGAAUAUGGAGCGCAUUUAAUCAAAUCUUCAACCACAAAAUUUAUUUCACGAUUGCCCGCAACCAGUAUAAUUAGACCUCUCAUGUAACUUAUACGACCUGUGAUUUACGAAGUGUGGCGCAAAAUUUAGCUAAAAAGCGAAAUGUUUGAAUUAUUAAUGUUCGUCGUAUAUAAUAAUGCGUUUUAAUUUGUAACUGUUGCCUUAUGACCGUUUUGUACAUAAUGAGAAAAAACGUUGGUAGGUAAUAAAGUACACUUAUUGGCUUCGA